AUGAGGUCCAAAGCCCCCGGUGAGGGCAUCCAUCGGCGCUCCGGGCCCGGCUCCAUCCCCGUUUCCCGAACCCGGUUUGGGGGUUCUGGGGGCCGGUUCCCCUUCGGGACGCGGGGCUCCGGGAGCGGUGACCGCGAGUCCCGGGUGUUUGUCCAGCUGUUCCCGAGCAUUGUUCCCAGGGGACGGCGUCUCCCGGGGGAUGCGGGGUCGUUCAGGCCCCGAGGGCAGCGCCGGGAUAAAGGCAGCGCGGGGCCGCGGCUCCGGGAGCCCGGAGGAGAGGACAGCGGGGGAGCGCCGGGCCGGGCUGGGAAGCGGAUGGAAGUCAGGACCACGAUGAAGCUGCUCCUGCUGGGGCUGAGCCUCGUCCUGUGCGCUGGAGUCGCUGAGGCUCUUCGAUGCCACGUCUGCAAGUACAAGAUCCCCUUGGUCGGGUGCUUCGGGGGCACCAACGUGACCACCUGCGAGCGCCGGGAGAAGUGUGCCCUCAUCAAAACCACCCUGGGUGCGUUCGCUGCGGGUUUUCUUGCCUUUCCCCAUCCUCUCCUUCAGGAAGGUUCCUCCCGUCCCUGGGAAACCAAAUUGCUCCUGUGGAUGAGUGAGGAUGGGGAGACAAAGCCGCAGGGAAAGGGCGGAUGGGAGAGAUCGAGUUCAUCCUCUCCACAGAUCGCUGUCCCAACAAAGUUUGAAGAAGUCGCUUUUAAGCCAAGGGGAGACUCUCCCUUCCAAAGAAGCCGGGGGGUAGGGGCUGUCUCCGUAGGCGCAUCUCCUGAUUUUCUUUUUCUCUUAAUCAAAUCAAGCUGUGACUUGAUUUGGGGGGUACAUUUCAGAGCUUGGUUUCUCCUCAAAGCCCAAAGUCUGAUUUUUACGGUGUUUGUGGCGUUCUCGUCUCCCCUGCAGGGAAGAUGACCUUUUAUUACCAGCAGGGCUGCACCUCCGCCCUGAACUGCGGCCGGGAGCGGGCGUCGGACGCCGAGUCCCGCCUGACCUCCCGCUAUUCCUGCUGCGAGACCGACCUCUGCAACGAGGAGUGGGGCGAGGAG
This is a messenger RNA of Poecile atricapillus (Black-capped chickadee), 1040 nucleotides long. RefSeq lists its product as uncharacterized. The coding region runs from base 1 to 906 and encodes 301 amino acids. NCBI's taxonomy places the organism in Eukaryota, Metazoa, Chordata, Aves, Passeriformes, Paridae. The transcript is spliced from 3 exons. The record is from RefSeq and is a predicted model, not a curated record.